CCUCUGGAGGCGCGGGCAGACAUCUUCCCCCGAGCGAAGAGCACAUCAUUCUUGGAAUCGAGAGCUUCUCAGCUGCGGCCCGUAUCGCUGCUUUCAGAGGCAACAGAGAUUCUCGACACCGAUUUUGAAGACGAGAGCGACGAUGGACGAGCUUCGCACAAGGGUAGCUUGGACUCGUUUGAUGACCGAAGAAGAAGCCAAACAACGAUAUCAUCCUACGAUGAGGCCCGAACACCAAGCCCAAGGACAAGUACCCAAAAUCGGCCGCCGUUGUCCAUUCAUGUCCCGUCAGUCGAAGGACCGAGAGGACCUCAUCUCUUCAGAUCAUCACACGUCUCUGCCGAUUUCAACUUUGAGUAUGCCUUGCAAAUGUCGCCUCUACUACCCAAAGAGCAACCAUCGCGAACGGCUACGGCUACCGCGUUUACGGAUGCCACACUGACUCCACUGACUGCAAACCCUAAUCAGAGCUUCACCAUCGAAGCUGCUCUAGCACGGCCCGAAGCUGACGUGCGUGAUCCCGAGGCCCACAUUCGGUCAUGGUCGACGCAACAGGUCAUUGAUUGGAUGUACGGGACGGGCAUUGACUCGACAGUGAUUGAAUGCUUCGAUAUCCACGACAUCAAUGGUACUGUCUUACUUGACCUGCAAUUUGAGCACCUGAAGGAGCUGGAUAUUGCCUCUUUCGGCAAGAGGCAUCAGCUAUGGAACGCCAUCUGCCUCCUCAAAGGCGAAGAUGUACACCCUAGCCCACAGGCUACACCAUUCCAAGACAUUAGCAGACCAUGCACAUCCAACACCCGACGAUCGUCGAGCCGUGGACGCUUGGCUCAAACUUCUAUCGCAGACAACGAGGAAAGGCCGUCAAGUCCAGCAAGAGGCAAGUCGAAACGACGAGGUCGAAAGGCACCAAAGACCAACGAUGUCAUCUCCCCUCAGGAGUCCGUCUCGAUCGUCGCUAUCGAACAACUUCUACCCAAACCACAUACUUGUGCAAAGGGUGAACGCUGUGCAAAAUGGCGCAAGCAACAACGCGAACUCCAGCAACUCAAGGACGAGAACGGCAUUGGUCGCUUCCCAAUCAGUCCCGCCCGAGGAGGCCGCAUCGUCCUCACUGGCGAUCCCGGCAAUGCCAUGACAGCAGAGAACAUGCUACCGAACGUCAGGCUUCAGUCACCUCAGCAGCCCCAGCAAGCUCAACCAUCAGCCGGCUUUCCAUCUGUGGUUGCUUCAUCGGAUCUUCUCGGUCCUGGUCAGCUGCCUGAGUUCGCGUUGCAUCAAGAUGUGCUCGAUCAACUCGGCAUGCGUGACCCGCAGGACAACGUCAAGCAAUUCCUCAACUUCCAACACGUCCAAUCGCCAGUAGAAGAGAACCGACCACCAACACCACCCUUCGAGAUGUUCCCACCACAAUCCGUCUCCCCGUUCCCGGCCGCUACACCCAACCCUUACCUAUUCUACAAAGAAGCACCAGCAGCCAUGCAACGACCAAGCUACACGCCCGGCCCGCACGAACAACUCAGAAGCCUCCCCAAACUCGACAUCCCUCGCUCAGCAUCUGCCGGGCCACAACUGAACAGCUCUCGCUACAUGUCACCCCAAACAGCACAUCCCACCACAGCAGCAGCCAUGACAAUCUGCCGCUCAGCCACAGCCUCACCACAAACCAUCUACCGUCUCGGAACUCCAGCCUCGGAAAUGGACGUACCAAUCACAACCUCUCUCCAAUCCAUGCAAGGCCCCAUCUCAAGAGACACAUCCCAAUCCGUCCCUCCAAGCAUGCAAUACCGUCCCCAACUCCCACGCUCCCACUCCCGAAAAGAAUCCACCUCCUGGCGUCGCCCCUCCUUCCAACUCCCCUCCGUCCAAGAAAACGAAAUCCUCUCCUCCCCAUCAUCCUCCUCCCGUCCAUCCCUCACCACCCGAACCCAAUCCGGAGACUCCUCCUCCUCCAAAACCUCAGCCUCCGACCCCGCCAAACACUCCCCCGUAAUCCGCGACUUCGGCUACGGCCCCGACUGUUCCCAUUCCGGCUGGAUGAAAAAACGCCAACGCACAAAAAUUCUCCGUCACGAAUGGUCCGAAUCCCAUUUCCGCCUCAAAGGCUCAAAACUCACACAACACAACUCCGCUCGUCUUUCCGCGAACAUUCAAGACUCGAUCAACGUGGAUGAGUACUCCGUCGCGUGUAGUUCUGUGGGGCAGAAUUCGAAGUUGGCGGCUGCGUUUAAGGCUUUGACGAUUAAAGAUGAGAGUAAGAAGAAAGGGGGAGAUGGUGGGGGGGACGGGACGGGUUUUGCUUUUCAACUUGUUCCUGAAAGGAGUCAUUUGAAGGGUCCUGUUGGGGGGAAUUCGAAAACUCAUCAUUUUGCGGUCAAGUCGAAGGAUGAGAGGAUUGAUUGGAUGAGGGAGUUGAUGCUUGCUAAGGCUAGGGAGCAGAGGGGGAAAGGGUUUGAGGUUGAGGUGAAUGGG
Pseudocercospora fijiensis CIRAD86 is the source of this 2472-nucleotide messenger RNA. RefSeq lists its product as uncharacterized. Gene Ontology annotation, molecular function: protein binding. NCBI's taxonomy places the organism in Eukaryota, Fungi, Ascomycota, Dothideomycetes, Mycosphaerellales, Mycosphaerellaceae. The transcript is spliced from 3 exons. The record is from RefSeq and is a predicted model, not a curated record. The annotation marks the transcript as partial.